Molecule: messenger RNA, 1056 nt
Organism: Octodon degus (degu)
Lineage: Eukaryota; Metazoa; Chordata; Mammalia; Rodentia; Octodontidae
Product: trace amine-associated receptor 7b-like
Exons: 3
Coding region: 1-1056 (351 amino acids)
Biological process (GO): G protein-coupled receptor signaling pathway
Cellular component (GO): membrane
Molecular function (GO): trace-amine receptor activity
Source: RefSeq, a predicted model, not a curated record
AUGAGGUACCAAAAAACAAUCAUAGAUACUAAUGAACUGACCCCUCCUGCACCUGUCCAGCUGUGUUACCAAAAUGUGAACAGAUCCUGUGUCAAAGCUCCCUAUGCCCUGGGCCCCCACCUGCUGCUCUACCUGCUCUUUGGCUCUGGCGCUGCGCUGGCUGUCUUGGGAAACCUGCUGGUGAUGACUUCUAUCCUCCACUUCAAGCAGCUCCACUCUCCAGCCAACUUGCUGAUCGCCUCUCUGGCCUGCGCUGACUUCUUGGUGAGGAUGACUGUAAUGUCCUUCAGCACGGUCAGGUCUGUGGAGAGCUGCUGGUACUUCGGGAACAGUUUCUGUAAAUUACACUCCUGUUUUGAUGGCAUCUUCUGUUACUGCUCUAUCUUCCACUUGUGCUUUAUCUCCAUUGACAGAUACGUCGCUGUCACAGACCCGCUGGUCUAUCCCACCAGGUUCACCAUGUUUGUGUCCGGCAAAUGUAUCGCUUUUUCCUGGGUGCUUGCUGUUGUCUAUAGCUUUUCGCUUUUUUAUACUGGGAUAACUGAAGCUGGUCUGGAGGAACAAAUAAGUGCCCUCACCUGUGUGGGAGGCUGUCAGGUUGGAGUUAAUCAAAGCUGGGUCUUGAUCGACUUUCUAUUAUUUUUCAUCCCUGCACUUGUGAUGAUAACAGUUUACUCCAAGAUCUUCCUGAUAGCCAAGCAACAGGCUAGGAAAAUUGAAAGUCAGAGCAAUAAGACUGCAAAAUCCUCAGACAGCUACAAGGACAGGGUGGCCAGGAGGGAGAGGAAAGCAGCAACGACCCUGGGGGUCGCAGUGAUAGCUUUUCUGAUCUCAUGGUUGCCUUACUUCAUUGAUUCUGUCAUCGAUGCCUUCCUGGGAUUCAUCACACCUACGUAUGUGUAUGAAAUAUUAGUGUGGAUCGUUUACUACAACUCAGCAAUGAAUCCCUUGAUUUAUGCUUUCUUUUAUCCCUGGUUUCGAAAAGCCAUCCAACUAAUUAUUACAGGCAAAGUGUUCAGACAGAAUUCCUCCUCAGUGAACUUAUUUCUUGAGUAG